CUCUUUGCAGCCUGGUGGAUGCUCUGGUGUCCAGAGACAGGGGGGCAGCUGGGCAGAAGACCUGGGCAGGAGCUGGGGGUCCGGGCAGGUAGAAGCUCAGCACUGCUGUCCGUAUCGUGGUCGGUUUUUCUAGAGGCUUUUCUCCCCGUAGUUCCCUGCUACCUUUGCGAGAGUGCCCAAGGAUGAAAACGGAGCAACAAGACACCACAGGCGAAACGCAAGUGGCGGUGUCAGACGGAUCAGGAAGGGGCGCUCCUGUCCUCCAGGACACUGUGGAUUGUAAGCUCAAGGCGGAGGGUGGUCGUAAUCCUCCUGAAGCAAUGCAUUCUGGGAGUUGUGAGGGUUCUCCAUGCCGGGUGAAGGACGAACCAGAGGAGGGUUUGGCCUAUCGCUGGGAAACCCAGUGGCAGGAGUUCCUGAAGACAGUGGAAUCCCCUCCCUCAGGACAGGAGGCCCCAGCGUUGCCCACGGCAUCCACACCCUGGGGCGAUACGAAGGCCUUUCUGGCUUCUUUUGAGCAAGUGGCUGAGGCCUGCCGGUGGCCCAGAGGAGAAUGGGUGGCCCGACUCUUGCCGGCCCUCAGCGGACAGGCCGAACUGGCCUUUGGCAUGCUGGACGUCCAAGACAAAGAGGACUAUGGGAAGGUGAAGGCGGCCCUCUUGCGGGGAGACGCCCUCCGCAGGGAGAAGUGUCGCCAGUACUUCCGGCGUUUCUGCUACCUGGAGGCCAAGGGGCCGAGAGCGGUUUGCAGCCAACUCCAGGAACUUUGCCGUCAGUGGCUGAAGGUUGAGAGGCACACGAAGGAGCAGAUCCUGGAGCUCUUGAUCCUGGAGCAGUUCCUGACGAUCCUGCCGCCGGAGAUCCAGAGCUGGGUGAGGGAGCGGGGCCCGGAGAGCUGCAUCCAGGCCGUGGCUUUUGCGGAAGACUUUCUGUUGAGGCAGCGAGAGCCUGGCAGACGGGGGAAGCAGGUGCUGCUGGAGGACCUUGCUGGGACUUUCCCUGAGGCCGGCUGUGCACCGGCUGGCACCAUGCAGAAACAGCGUGACGUGGCAACCAAGCAGGAGGAGGACGGGGAGGACGGCGCAUCGGGUAAGGGGUGGAUGACCCUACACGAGAGAGAGAGGGGCGCACCAGGCGACGCGGAGCUCGUGGGGCCGCGUGGGGUGUCCGUGUGGAAAACAGAGGACGCUCUUUCCCAGUGCGGCAUGCAGGAAAAUGCCUCAACCAGUCCGGAGAAUCUGGAGUGCCGACAGGGGAGCUACACAGGGGGAGAAGCCGAUGAAUCUGUACUUUACGGGGAAGAUUACAAGACCCUCAUUGUAACCACAAUCCAGACAGGAAUUGACACUGGUAAGAAACGGAACACGUGCAGAAGUUACGGGAAGAGCUUCAGCCAGAGUUCCAGCAUGCUGAAGAGCCGCCGGACAGCAGGGAAAGCGCACAAAUGCUCGGUCUGUGGGAAAUUCUUUCUUUCCGGCUCAAAGCUCAUCAUUCAUCAGAGGACCCACACUGGGGAGAAGCCGUACGAGUGCUCAGCUUGUGGGAAAACGUUCCGCUCCAGCUCAGUGCUUUAUCGCCACCAGAGAAUCCACACGGGAGAGAAGCCGCAUAAAUGCCCGGUCUGUGGGAGGAGAUUCAGUAGCAACUCAAAUCUGAAUCGACACCAGAGAAUCCACACUGGGGAGAAGCCGUACGAGUGCUCAGACUGUGGGAAAAGCUUCAUUCAGAGAGCCAACCUUAACAAGCACCAUAAAAUCCACACAGGGGAUGGGAAAUGUGAGGAAAGUUUUAGCAUGAGCUGAACCCCUCACUGUGUAUGCCGUGUGUGUGUGCAUACAGGAGAAACCCGCUUCAAAGACUGGAUUGAGCAAAGACACAUUUCCGGAAAAGGCGCACAAACUAAUUCCAGCAAUAAGUUGGUCAACAAAUCCCAGGCACCUCUUUCGAAUGGCCGCCUGUUCUGGAUUCUUUGAUGUAGGAUAGCCUGAGAUAGCGGAAGCUGGUUGCUCCGAUAUCGGAGGGGUGGUGAAUCUGCUCUGAGUUUCAGUCAGAAUUCUAAAGGAAGUAUCCAAGGGAUGAAGAAACCAAGGACUUCUCCUGCUGACCUUCAAAGCUCUUCACGGUCUAGCUCCUGCCUAUCUCUCCUCUCUCAUCUCGCACUA
Messenger RNA from Elgaria multicarinata webbii, 2162 nucleotides. RefSeq names its product zinc finger protein 24-like. The coding region runs from base 183 to 1802 and encodes 539 amino acids. Lineage: Eukaryota; Metazoa; Chordata; Lepidosauria; Squamata; Anguidae. Gene Ontology annotation, molecular function: RNA polymerase II cis-regulatory region sequence-specific DNA binding; DNA-binding transcription factor activity, RNA polymerase II-specific. The record is from RefSeq and is a predicted model, not a curated record. The transcript has 4 exons. Gene Ontology annotation, biological process: regulation of transcription by RNA polymerase II.